Messenger RNA from Psammomys obesus (fat sand rat), 2471 nucleotides. It is a transcript of the gene Tmem62, whose product is annotated as transmembrane protein 62. The record is from RefSeq and is a predicted model, not a curated record. Gene Ontology annotation, molecular function: hydrolase activity. The transcript has 14 exons. Bases 46 to 1977 code for a protein of 643 amino acids. NCBI's taxonomy places the organism in Eukaryota, Metazoa, Chordata, Mammalia, Rodentia, Muridae.
UAGAGGCCGGAAGUGCCGGCGGCGCGCUCCCGGGGCCGCGCGGCGAUGGCGAGGGUGCUGGCCCUCCGAGUGGUGGCGGGGCUCGCGACGGCGGCGCUGGCCGCCCUGCUGUUGGAGCACUACGGCCUAGCGGGGCCGUCCUCGCUGCUGCCGAGGCCGCGAGGCGCCCCGAGGCCGCAGCCCGCCCCGGGCCCGGCUGCCCGCAACAUCUUCUGGGGUCUGCAGAUAUCCGACAUUCACCUGAGCAGGUAUCAAGAUCCAGGCAGAGCGCUGGCUUUAGAGAAGUUCUGCUCGGAAACUAUUGACAUCAUACAACCAGCUCUUGUCCUGGCCACUGGAGACCUGACGGAUGCCAAAACAAAGGAACACUUGGGAUCCAGACAACAUGAGGUAGAAUGGCAGACUUACCAGAGAAUUCUGAAGAAGACAAGAGUCAUGGAAAAAACCAAGUGGCUGGAUAUCAAAGGAAAUCAUGAUGCAUAUAACAUUCCAAGUCUGGAGAGCAUUGUGAAUUAUUACAGGAAAUACUCUGCUGUGCGUAAGGACGGCUCUUUCCAUUAUGUCCACAGUACCCCCUUUGGCAACUAUUCUUUCAUCUCUGUGGAUGCCACACAAAGGCCAGGGCCUAAGAGACCCUAUAAUUUCUUUGGAAUUUUAGAUGAGAAACAGAUGGCGGAACUCUCAGCGUUCUCCGAGAAAAGUAGUCAGAGCAACCAGACAGUUUGGUUUGGACACUUCACGACGUCUACCAUCCUGUCUCCUUCCCCGGGGAUCCGGACGGUAGUGAGCUCAGGCACAGCUUACCUGUGUGGGCACCUCCACACCCUUGGUGGACUGAUGCCGGUGCUCCAUACUCGUCACUUCUCAGGCACUCUGGAGCUUGAGGUGGGAGACUGGAAAGACAACAGGAGGUACCGGAUCUUUGCCUUUGAUCACGACCUCUUUAGCUUUGCAGAUGUAACCUUUGACAAAUGGCCUGUGGUUCUUAUCACCAAUCCUAAGUCGCUCCUCUAUAGUUGUGCUAGACAUGAACCACUAGAAAGGCUCUUCCAUUCAACACACAUCAGAGUCUUGGCCUUUUCCUCAUCCCCCAUCACUUCUGUCACUAUUUACAUUGACGGAGUCAAUCUGGGCCAAGCUGCUCAUUUGUCUGGCCCUAUUUUCAUACUGAAGUGGAACCCUAAAAACUACAGUAACGGGACACAUACCAUAGAAGUAUCUGUCCAGGACUCUGCUGGAAGAAGUAAGAGUACUCACCACAUAUUUUCUGCUCAAGAGAACAUUCAUCUCACAUUUGAUCCUUUGGCAUCAUUUAUUCUCCUUACUGACCACUACAUUGUGGCUCGGGUCCUGUUUGUGUUGAUUGUGCUGAUGCAGCUUGCCAUUCUGAUUGCAUUCCGAUACCUCGCAUACCCGGAGCUUAAAGAACCUCUGGGAUUUGCAAAUAUGACCUCAUUUUCUCUUCAUAUCUUGAGCAAAAUAAACAUCUUCUACUAUUCUCUUUUGUUGCUGACCUUGUAUACAGUGCUGGGACCAUGGUUUAUUGGUGAAAUAAUUGAUGGCAAAUUGGGUUGCUGCUUUUCAUUUGGAAUAUUUGUUGAUGGACAUUUCCUGAAAGGUGGUCUAACAUUUAUCAGUGGAAUCAUGCAGCUUGUAUUCUUUAACAUCCCCUUGAAGGCUUACAUAUGUUGGGGCUUGCUGCAGCGGAGCUUUGGUCACAGCUUCAGGUCUCAUCUCCACCAAGGAAAAUACCUGACGAUUAUACCUGCUUACCUACUCAUGCUUCUACUAUACAUAUGGCAGAUUUAUUCUUGCUACUUUCUUCACGUUACAUACGGCACCCUCGCCUUUGUGCUCUCCCCACUGCGGACUUGGCUGACAUUGCUGACACCAGUACUCGUUCGUUGCGUGUGGACACUGAACUCCACUGAACUUGGAACAUUCAUGGUACAGUUAAAAAGUCAUCUGAGCACCUGAAGGCUUACAGCUAGCAGCCUUGCAGAAACCCGACCUCCACAUUUGUAGCCCAGAUCUCUGCCCCAGUGACAGAUGGGAAACCAGUAUCAGCGGUGAGCUUCAAGAAGCUGCCACACCUUGGACAUCUGGAUGUUGGAAGUGCUUAACUACUGAUCCCUGCAGUGUGGACUGCAGAAAAGUCUAACGAUUGAUUCUUUCUUCCUCAGGAAGCAAAGAGCCCUAAUCAAGGAGAUCCCCAGGUGGGGUCUGUGUGUCACUCAGUACCUCAGCACUGCUGUCUGUUAGGGUCAUCUUGUGAAAAUACAUCCAGCCCAGGCCUGCAAUUCAGGAUGCCAUUUUAUGCCUGUGAAACCUGUGGAAACGUGGCCUUGACCUUUACCACUCUUGAAACUUUACUUCCCAGUCCAUUUCCCACGGAUUAUGGGCUUUCUGCUUCCUUAGUCGAGACUAUUUUCAACUAAUCAAAUAAAUGAAUGAAUGUUAAAUAUCACAAA